Molecule: messenger RNA, 585 nt
Organism: Staurois parvus
Lineage: Eukaryota; Metazoa; Chordata; Amphibia; Anura; Ranidae
Source: the annotation of a GenBank genome assembly
AUGGAUCUCUCCUCUUACUUGCUAAAACCCAUCCAGCGCAUCAGCAAGUACAGCCUACUCCUCCAGGACAUGGAGUGGGAGUGCAAGGGACAGAGCACACGGGAGGGGGAAAUGAGGGCUGCGCGAGAAGUUGUGCGAUUCCAGCUACGCCAUGGAAAUGAUCUGCUCGCCAUGGAUGACAUUCAGGACUGUGAUGUUAACCUGAAGGAACAAGGCCGACUGCUACGCCAAGGGGAGUUUGUGAUCUCCUACAGGAAGAGAAAGUGCCUCAGGAGGGUGUUCCUCUUUGAAGAUCUGAUUCUGUUCAGUAAAACAAAAAAGGCCGCCUCGGGAAAGGAAAUCUAUGUGUACAAACAGUCCUUCAAGACUUCAGAAAUCGGCCUAACUCACACUUUGGGAGGCAGUGGACUCUGCUUUGAAAUCUGGUUUCGAAGGAGGAAAUCAGAGGACACGUACACUUUUCAGGCCCCGUCUGGUGAUGUCAAGGAAGCUUGGACUGAGGACAUACAGAAGAUUCUGUGGGACCAGGCAAUAAAAAACCGAGAGAUGCGCAGACAGGAGCGAGCGUUCUCAGGUCUGGGAUGU